AUGUGGCAACAAGUUCCCGGAUACCUCGCGUUAGAUGCAGUUGGAAAUCGGUGGAAUAGACCAUCCGCACGUUCAUACCCGUGUAGUGCGUAUUCUCAGCCCGAAUGUUUCGAAACGGAUGAUAACGUUAGUGAGUCACUUACUGUGAGGCUUCGAGCUAUUACUAAAGGUAAAAGGAGACUGACGCUUGAAGCAUCAAGCUGCGUUGGUAGUUUGUGUACUAGGAAGCCAUUGAGAGGAUUGCAACGUGACAAUUUGAGAAAGUAUUAUUUUCUGAUGACACGGUCAUUGAAUUGUGUACAAGUAAGUGACAUACACCUACAUAUUGCAUAUCGAGUGGUCAGUGGAGAAGGCAUUUCUUGGAGAUGUGAUUGGCAUUGUGAAGACUAUGUCAGAUAUUGUUCACAUUGCACCAAAGUCAACUGGACGUCAAGUCGUUCCCUUUCUUUCUCAUCUGGUAGUUCCUUUACUAUUAACCCAGAUUAUGGAUCAACAUACAACCUAGGAGGAUCGUAUGAAUUUGUUAAAUUUAAGGCAGAUGUCGAUCAGGUUACAUCGAUUUCUACCAAUCUGACAUACCUCAAUACACCCACAAAACUAUUGAGUCAAAUCAAAGAUGAAAAUCUUGGCCAUGGAGACAAGCCGGACUACUUCAAUGUGCAAGCAACUGUACUGUUUUUCAAGAAAGAUAAUGCUCUUUACAAAGCUUGCCCACUGGAACACCAGAACUUCAAAGUGGUUGACAUAGGGAAUGGACAAUACGGGUGUGAGAAACUCUACAGAACGUUUGAUUCAUUCAAAUGGCGAUAUUGCUUGCAGGUAAACAUCUAUGACUGCACUGGUGAACAAUGGAUUACUUUGUUCAAUGAACCAGUUGAAAGAUUGCUUGGUUACUCAGCACAAGCACUCGCAGAACUUAAAGAAUCAAUAAAUGUUUUAUAUUUUUUAUUAUUUUCGCUGACCUAAGAAGGUUGUAAAUUUGGUUUAGAAUGAGGCUGCUUAUGAUGAUGUUUUUGCUGAUACAAACUUUGGCAUGUACAACUUUAAACUCAAAGUCAAAGUUGAUAGUUACAAUGUAUAUGCAACUUUGAUAACAACGAAA
Corticium candelabrum is the source of this 1102-nucleotide messenger RNA. Its product is annotated as replication protein A 70 kDa DNA-binding subunit-like. NCBI's taxonomy places the organism in Eukaryota, Metazoa, Porifera, Homoscleromorpha, Homosclerophorida, Plakinidae. The record is from RefSeq and is a predicted model, not a curated record. Gene Ontology annotation, cellular component: nucleus; DNA replication factor A complex. Gene Ontology annotation, biological process: telomere maintenance via telomerase; nucleotide-excision repair; meiotic cell cycle. The coding region runs from base 1 to 966 and encodes 321 amino acids. Gene Ontology annotation, molecular function: single-stranded telomeric DNA binding; damaged DNA binding. The transcript has 9 exons.